Molecule: messenger RNA, 2321 nt
Organism: [Torrubiella] hemipterigena
Lineage: Eukaryota; Fungi; Ascomycota; Sordariomycetes; Hypocreales; Clavicipitaceae
Source: the annotation of a GenBank genome assembly
AUGGCCGACAGACCGGCCACCAAUCUCCUAGAUCUCAGCAAUGAAAUUCUCUGCGACAUCAUUUUCUUUUGCCACUCCGAAGCAGAUCUCGCAGCUUUAGCGAGGACAAACAAUCUACUCCAUCAGCUCGCCAACGGGGCGCUUUAUAAACGCAACAAUGAAGAACGCAACAGCUCAUGCUUGUCGUGGGCUGCGGCGACCAACAGCCUGCGUACUAUUCGCUUUGCCUUCCAAGCAGGCGCUGAUCCCAUAACGGCAGGCUCACCGGCUUUAUGUCACGCUAUCCGUGAGGACAACAUCGAAGUUGCUCGCACCUUGCUUGAUCUAGGAGCAGACCCAGACUAUACGUACCAAGACAGCAAUGACAAAGGGCUACCACCACUCUGUGAGGCAAUCCAGCAUUCACGACUACAACAUCUGAAGCUCUUGCGUGAAUACGGUGCAAAUGUCAACAAAAAUUUCCUCGGAUUACCUUUGUUGCUUGGCGCAGUGUUCUAUUGGGAUCAGAAUAUAUUCGAGUAUCUGCUUUCUAUUGGUGAUGUCGAUGUUAAUGCAAGAGAUGAGGAUAAAGGCAAUACCGCGCUACAUGUGGCAAUCAAAAUGAAAAAUGAGGAUGCGUUGAAGUUCUUGCUCGCGCAUACCAAGAUUGCCAUUGAUACCAGAUCAGACUUCUCGUUCACUGCGUUGCACAACGCCUCGCUAUGGGUACCAAAGGACGCGUCGGCAACUUGCCUAAAAGAUGGCAGAAUCGGAGAGGAGACGGCAUUAAGCCUUACCAAGAUACUAUUAGACGCCGGCGCGAAUAUCGAUAUGCCCACUGAUGCUGGCCAUUCAGUAUUACAUCUUGCCAUUACCUAUGGCCGCUGCAGGCUGACAGAACAACUGCUCGCUCGGGGUGCGUCAAUGGGGUGGACUGGCGACGAGCAAAAGUCGUGCAUGGUAAUAGCGGCCGAGAGCAAUGCGCCCAUUCCUCUCAUCAGAUUGCUUCUCGCACACGGCGCAGACAUAGAUGAGGUGGAUGGCAAUGGCGAUUAUGCUCUUCAAACGGCCAUCGAGCGGUCUAAACUCAACCUAAUACAAUUUCUCCUCGACCAAGGAGCCAAUCCAGACAAGACAACGAGCAGAACAUACGGGCCGCCACUAUUGCAGGCGAGAUCCAUGCCAAAAGUGAUGGUAUUAUUAUUGAACUACGGGGCCGACCCUAACCUCCCCGAUGAUGGUGAUGAUGGUAUGCUCGCGAGCGAAGAUUGGCUGCUUAAUACACUAGCAAUGCAAGGCAAGCACCACCUGGUUGCCCUAAUGCUAGAUAAAGGUGCUGAUCCAACACGGAUCGCUUACAUUGGUGGGGGUUGCCGUGCCUCUUUUGCACAAUGCGUGAUCCGUGGCGGGUCGCUGGAAGUAGUAAAGUGUGCACUAGACAGGAAACUGAUUGAUUUCCAGUCCUCGGAUUAUCAACAACACGCGCUGAUCUUCGAUUCUUUCUUCUCAGACAAUCGACGUAUGUUUGAUACGCUUCUAUCCGCUGGUGCAGAUGUGACCAUUACGGACGAGGACGACCACGCCGCGCCGUUUGUUGCAGUGAAAAGAUCCAGCGUCCGUAUUCUACGCCGCCUGCUGGAGAGUGGCCUAUUUUCUGUCCAUGUUACGGAUAUGCACCGCAGAACACUCCUUAUUAUGGCAGCGUCGCGUGGCGAAACCAUCAUGAUGCAUAUGCUGCUGGCUGCUGGCGCUGACAUCAAUGCCACUGACCGCUAUGGCACAUGUGCUCUUGCGGCAGCCAUGCGCAACGGACAUAUGGAUGCUGCCGAGCUGCUGCUAAAGGAUCCUAGAAUCAAUACAGAGCUUCUAGAUCGACGAGGGCGAUCGGUGUUCUGGCGCUGGUUAAAGAGGAGCACCAAAGUGGAGGAUGGCAACAUUGCUUUAACCGCAGCUAUUGAAUCAGGAGAAGAGCCUCAUCUGUCAGUAUUUAAUGGCAGGAAUUGGGACCAAUAUUGUGAUGUCUGCUUGAUAUUGUUUGCCGAGGGCUUUGAAGGCUAUUCAUGCAAUAUCUGUUACAAAGGGCGGUUUGCAAUGUGUCCCUCUUGCUUUGACGACGGGUGGACUUGUUUGGAGAGCCAUGGACUGACAUUAACUGAAGAGGCAAGAAAUAGUUUCGAUGGCAGCGGAUCGGCGCAGAUGUUGAGCUAAAACUAGCUAGCGCCUCAACACAUGCUCAAGGACCCUUAAAAUGGAGGUCGCAGAACAUCGGCCAUCCUCUGCUGUCUUCAUUCUAUAAUAUUUCAAGAAAUACCUCUGUAAAUAAUUCACAACCUCAUAAUAAU